AACCAUCGGUGGAUCUUCGUACAGGCUUCGCUUUAUAUCGGAAGGUAUCGUAAGCGUCGCGAGACGUGGCAAAUGCUUAGUGAAAAUGUCGUUUUUCGCGGAUUGCACCGUUGUUUUUUGCUCACAGUUCUUCUUCUUUGGAAUGGGUUGGAUGUUCUUCAUGAGAAGAUUAUUUAGGAACUAUGAAGUUCACCACAUGGCCGUUCAGCUGGUUUUCUCUUUGACAUUUUCUUUGUCGUGCACGAUGUUCGAGCUGGUCAUUUUCGAGAUUUUGGGAAUUCUAGAGAAGAGUUCGAGAUUCUUUCACUGGAAGCUCGGACUUUAUUCCAUGCUGUUUACUUUAAUCUUCCUCCUUCCCUUUUACAUAGCUUAUUUCCUGGUCAAGACACUGCGAUUUAUUCACCGAAGGAGAACUGUAGCGUUGUUGGCAGGAGCCUUUUGGAUUGCAUUUCUGUAUAUGUUUUGGAAAAUAGGUAAUCCCUUUCCAAUUUUGAGUUCUAAGCAUGGGAUAUUCUCUAUCGAGCAAGGAAUCAGCCGGGUUGGCGUGAUAGGUGUCACAAUGAUGGCCAUAUUAUCUGGAUUUGGUGCAGUGAACUGUCCUUAUACCUACAUGACAUACUUUAUGAGGCACGUGACUGAUGCAGACAUUCAAAAUCUCGAGAGGAGGCAGUUUCAAACAAUGGAUAUUAUCCUCAGUAAGAAAAAGAGAAUCGCACUUGCAAAGAGGGAAAGCCAGCGAUUUGCUGCAACAACACAGCAAAAGACAGGAAUUUGGAGCAUGCUCAGUGGUAUGACGGGAAGUAGUGCACCUGACACAAGCUAUCUCCAGAAGGAAGUAGACACUUUGGAGGAACUAAGUCGACAACUGUUCCUGGAAAUUGUAGAUCUGCAUAACACUAAAGAAAGAAUGGAGUUGUCUAAGACACUACAAGGAAAAUAUUUUGAUUUAGUCGGGCAUAUAUUUUCAGGAUACUGCAUCUGGAAAAUUUUCAUCUCUACUGUAAACAUUGUGUUUGACCGUGUUGGCAAGACAGAUCCUGUAACACGUGGUAUUGAAAUAACUGUCAACUAUCUUGGAUGGAAGUUUGAUGUGCUUUUUUGGUCACAGCACAUCUCGUUCUUCUUGAUUGGGAUUUUAAUUGUGACAUCAAUAAGAGGUCUUCUUAUUACACUGACAAAGUUUUUCAAUGCAAUGGCAAGCAGUAAGUCAUCGAACAUUAUCGUCCUCUUUUUGGCUGAAAUUAUGGGGAUGUACUUUGUAUCCUCAGUUUUGUUAAUGAGGAUGAACAUGCCUGGCAAAUACCGAGAGAUUAUUACAGAAGUACUAGGUGAACUUCAGUUCAAUUUUUACCAUCGAUGGUUUGAUGUGAUUUUCCUUAUAAGUGCUCUGUCUAGUAUUGGAUUUCUCUAUCUUGCUCACAAGCAAGCUCCUGAAAAACAUAUGUAUGACAAUUCCUUUUAGGAAUACAUCUGUUAAGAUCAGGAUAAUUCUUCUUUAAAUCCUGCUAUAAAUAAUAAUCAUACAGAAAGUUGUGUGUUGAACUCAAAAGUCAUCGGUCUGUUACAAAAAAAUUGCAUGGAGCUGUUUUAGACAGGGUUUUUUCUGGAUCUCCAAAUAACUUAGCUCUUUACAUGUAGGUUAUACAAGUAACAUGAUUUUCACCAAGAAAAUGUUGACUUAAGAAACUCAGUGGUUAUUUCACUCUUACCAAGCUGUCUCUUUGCCAAUGAAAGGAUAGGAUAUAAUCUUACUUGGAAUCUUUGUUUACAUAUUAUUUUGUCUUAUUUUCACAAGCACUUCAGUCUCUGAUUGAGCUAAGCUCCUCUGAAUAUUCAAACAGGUAUACGAAGAUUUAACUGUCCCAAGAAAUUUGAGCCUGAUGCAUAAAAUACUUUUAAUGUGGUGCAAUAUUUUACUUUACAAAGAAUUUACAGGCUCAUCAGUGCAUUAGUGUUAACAAUAUCUCACCAAGAGGUGAAAAUUUCACCCAAUAACUAAGUUUUGCAAGCCCUAUAAAAUGUUGGAGUGAUUCGAUCUCAAUGCAAAUUAGUAUGAAACCCAAACCCAGGUCGCAAAUUGUAACUGUUUAUGUCAGCAAAGAUUCCACUAUUUUUUGGAGACUCACUUCUUGUUUAGCAAGACCCAACACUAUGUCAUUGUAUGUACUUUCCAUACUAUACCAGAUCUCAAUAGCCUUGAUUGAAUAUGAUUUUAAGGCCACUAGAGUGACAAGUUCUUUUGAAAUCUGACUGAAAGUGACACUCCCAGAAGGUGUUUUUGCAACCAACAUGCACAGUCAUAAAUUACAUUGUACAUUGUGUUAAAUUCCAGAAGAUAACCAUAUCCCCUAUGGAAUAUUUUUUUGGUUUGACUUCCUCCCCCUUUCACUCCUCAAUUUCAGUCAGCUUCACACAGUUGAACCUGGUCAUCUCAAACUCAGUUAUCUUUAAGUCCUUGCGAUCCCUAACUCAAUUCAUUUACCCUGGGAUUUGCUUUUGUCAGUCAUUUAUCAAACCCUAUCUCAGGUCUGUCUCGAAUCCCCCUCUACCUCAAACACAUGGGACUUCACCUAAAUGAAACAAUUCACUAAGAUUUUAAUUAUAUGGAAUCCCUAGAUAUUAUUAUAGAUACAUGUAAAUUAUUUGUUUAUUCUAGUAGUCUGUAGAAUUAAAAUGAAAUAUGACAAAUGUAAAUGUCUGUGAAGAAAACAUUUUGGCUCCCAUCUGUUUCACACACACAGGUGCAAACAUCUCAGUCAGGCAAUUAGCUGUUUUAACAAAUGGUUCUUCUAUCACAUAAUUGUAUGUGAUAGAACAAAGUAUUGUAACUGAUCAGCCUGGAAAAUUCCAUUUUUUUUUCCAUGACUGUUUCUCCUGCUGCUUCAUUUCAUACGUUUCAGAGUAUAAUGGAUCGAUUCUUAAUUUUGUCUCAUUUACCAUUGUCUUCAUUGCGAUUAAAAGGCUGAUUAAAAGUUAUUGAGGUGUCAGUUAAUAAUUGGUACCUCUUGGGGUGAAACAAAUUUCAAGCCACACCCACAAAACAGGAUCUAAGUAACCAAAUAGUCAGA
Messenger RNA from Orbicella faveolata, 3068 nucleotides. Its product is annotated as Golgi pH regulator-like. The record is from RefSeq and is a predicted model, not a curated record. NCBI's taxonomy places the organism in Eukaryota, Metazoa, Cnidaria, Anthozoa, Scleractinia, Merulinidae. Gene Ontology annotation, cellular component: membrane.